This is a messenger RNA of Lolium perenne, 3418 nucleotides long. Its product is annotated as putative disease resistance RPP13-like protein 1. Gene Ontology annotation, biological process: defense response to other organism. NCBI's taxonomy places the organism in Eukaryota, Viridiplantae, Streptophyta, Magnoliopsida, Poales, Poaceae. The record is from RefSeq and is a predicted model, not a curated record. Gene Ontology annotation, molecular function: ADP binding.
CGGCGGCCGCUAGUCGAUGCAUUGUCAUGGGUACUAACAAUUGACUUAACUACACCACUGUCUACAAAGUUGGUCUCGACACUUGAAUCUGGUAAAUCUUCCGACUGUCAAGGUUUGUUUCUGCUGUCUUGGAUGUUCAUCGAUGGCGAUACUAAUGGGUGAGAAGCGGAGCUAGGUAAAUUUUCGUUUCGCUGUCGCCACUCAGCUAGCUCCUCGGAUUCGACCCUCACCGCUUGGAACAACUUGAUCGAGGCUCCUGAUGCCGGAUCCGGUGACUGCUGCUACUGCCAUAGGAUGGGGCGUGAAAGCCCUGGGCUGGGUCGCCUCGCCUGUCAUUUCUGAGCUUUACAAGAAGUACUCCUCCCUCCUCAGCUUUGACGAAGCUGAGAAGUUGAGACAACUCGCCCCAAAGAUCUUACUGCUGGAGCGGGUGGUGGAAGUGGUGGAGGAGAGCCCUCACAGGUCUCGUCUCGAGCCGCUCUUCGCAGAUCCCAAGUCUGCUCUCUACGAAGCUGAAGACAUCCUGGAUGAUGUUGAGUAUUCUCGCCUCAAGAAGCAGGUCCAAGACUUCAAUAAGAGUGAACACCUCCAUAAAAAAUUAAAGUCUGCCAUGUCGUCCUUGGUCGGGAAAAACAAGGAGGUAGGUAUGUCAAAAAAAGAGUUGAAGACAAGUCUAGAGAAUAUAGAAAAUAUUACAAAUGAAGCACACCAAAUUUUGAAAUCGCUGAACUUGUCCGAUGUAAGUAAAGGCAAUGAGAAAGAACCUAUUGCUACCACCUCACCUACUACAGCAACUUCCCUGGUAAAAGUAAUUGGACGAGAUGAGGAACGUAAAAAGAUCGUAGCAAUGCUUCAUGAGAAGGCAGGUCAUGGUCAGAUAAACACGGAAAGCGGUCUAUGUUAUUCCGUGGUGGGAAUUCAUGGCGUUAGUGGAUCCGGGAAGUCAACGCUCGCACAGUUUGUUUAUGCCCAAGAGGAAAAGGAGGGCCAUUUUGAUUGUCUAAUGUGGAGCCACGUCUCUAAAAAAAAUAGCGUGGGGAACAUUUACAGGCAAAUGGUUCUAGCACUUGCAGCACAAGCAUGUGAUGAGAAGCGAAAACAACUACUGAAUACUGCAUCAUUGUAUGAAAACCAUGAGGGGUGUUUUCUUGGUAGUCUACAAGAUAAAUUGAAACGGGAACUCAGUGGCAGAAGAUUUCUCUUGGUAUUGGAUGACGUUUGGUGCAGUAAGGAUGUUGUUGAGCAGAAUCAAGCACAGUUACUUUCUGUAUUGGAGGGUGGAAAGAGAGGAAGCAAGAUCCUAGUAACAAGUCGAAAUGAAGAUGCAUUCUCAGAUCUUGGUCCAGAUGUGAGAUAUAUUACUGUUCCAAUAGGUCAGUUGGACGGUAGUACGUUCAAUCAGCUAUUCAUGUAUUAUGCACUUGGAGAAGGCGGAGAUGGGAGCACACUCCGGCAUAUUGGGGAAAGUAUUGCAGAGAAGCUCAAGAGAUCGCCUCUAGCGGCCCGUACAGUGGGAGAACAACUACGUAAAAGGCAGAAUGUUGAAUACUGGAGAAGAACUAAAGAUCGGGACCUUUUAAAUGAGACGAUGGGUGCUCUGUCAUGGAGCUACCAGCAUCUUAAUGAGCAGCUCAGACGUUGCUUUGCUUACUGCAGUAUGUUUCCCAAAGGACAUCAUUUCAGACGUAACGAGUUAGUGAAACUGUGGGUGGCAGAAGGGUUUAUAAGAAGUACUAAUGGAGGGGAGGAAAUGGAAGACGUUGGUCAGGAUUACUUUGACGAACUUGUGUCAAUCUCAUUCAUGCAACUAGGAAAGGAGUCCUGGGGAGAGGACUGCUAUGUAAUGCAUGAUCUGGUUCAUGAUUUAGCAGAGAGGAUUGCCGGAAGUGAUUGCUAUAGAAUCGAGAAUGGGUCAAGAGUUAAAGUUCCUCCAGGUGUUCGUCAUCUUUAUGUUGAUACAUUUGAUGCAGAGGAAGCUGAUGUGGAGACUGUUGAGUUGGAAAACCUGCGCACUCUCAUCAUUAAAAAUGUCUGCUACACAAAAAAUAGCAUGAAGAUUCUCAAGACAAUGUUCGGGAGGCUGCGAAAAUUGCGGGUCCUGAAUAUAAGGUUUAUUAAUCCUUAUCUGGCCCAAGACUUGGUAUCUAUUAUUGGUCUCUUAAAGCAUCUACGGCACCUUACAGUGAAGAUUCAUUCCGGACCAUCAACCCGUGUAACUCUUCCAGCCUCUUUCAAAAAGCUUCACCAGAUUCAGACCAUUGAUUUUGGAAGUGUCGGAUUUUUUCGGCUCUCCGAAGGUGAAGAUAAGAUUAACUUGGUUAGCUUGCGGCAUGUAGAGACCGAUAAGUUCUGGAACGUGGUGAACAUUGUCAGCUCUACAUCGGCACAGCAGUUGGGAUCCCUCGCUUUAAGUGAGGAACACGGUCACAACAUAGAACAGCUGAGGGACCUAAACAAGCUUCGUGGUAGGUUGUCCAUUAGUCGUCUUGGAAUUGUUAAAAGCAAGAAGGAAGCUCUCCAAGCUAUGCUAGCUGAUAAGCAGCGACUCAUAGGACUGGCACUGUCCUGGGAUACUGAGGAUACUCACAGCCGGCAUCGUUAUGAUAAAAACAGAUGCAGUCCAGAAGUUAAACUAGAGGUACUUGAGGGUCUUUGUCCCCAGAAGGAUCUUGAAGAACUGAUACUCAUAAAGUACAGCGGUCCGAGAUACCCUAAUUGGAUGGUGGGUAGGAAGAAUGGUGGCCCAAAUCGCCUGCAAGUACUUGACCUCCGGGGAUGCAGCCUGCUGGGACUUGCUCCAGUUUUUGAGGUCUUCACAGAACUUCGUGUUCUCUCACUUCGGGGAUGCGACUGGGUCACCUUGCCAGACACUAUGGUGCAUCUCAAAUCACUGAAGAAACUGUCCAUCUGUCAUUUCCCUAAUAUUGAGUAUCUUCCCGUACUGCCCCAGUCCAUUGAGGAGUUUGAACUCAAGCGCUGCAACGAGGUAUUCACGAGGUCAUGUCAAACAAUUGAAAAUCCAAACUGGGAAAAGAUUCAGCACAUUCACAAGAGAGACAUCAACAUGAAAGGUGUAAUGUUUGAUGACGAUGGCUUGAUCAUUGGAGAACGGGGCAGGAACCUUACAGCAGAACGCUUCACCUGGAGGAGACAAUCAGAUGAUUUUUAAUAUCGUUAGCUGUUUUUUUAUCACAAAAUAACGUUAGCUGUAGAGCGCUGAAUUAAUGUAUUUCUUGCGAUUUUAAAAUUUGUAGAACGAUAAACGAUAACUAUGACGGAUGCCUGGAUUGUAAUAUUGUGGAGUGUCGACCCUGGAUUUAGUAGUUUGAUAUGGUUUGUAAUAAUGUUGAAUUGGGAAUAUUGAGUUUCUAAAUUUCUUCAUUCACACAGAAUAAAAAUCUUAAGAUAUGUACUUACU